Messenger RNA from Ectocarpus siliculosus, 743 nucleotides. The record is from the annotation of a GenBank genome assembly. Lineage: Eukaryota; Phaeophyceae; Ectocarpales; Ectocarpaceae.
CACGCACCUCGCGUUCCUACCGCACCUAGACUGCGCGCCGCACAGCCUGACUGAGAUAUCUACCCACGGGAAAGCGUAGCUGGUAGGGAUUGUGCCGCCGAGGGCUAGCAAACCUCCGCCAACAAAGUGUUUCUUGCAAAGCGGAGGAACUCCGCUAGUGUUCGGUGUAGAGCGAGAAGGAUCCUCCCCGUGGGUGUCUUGUUGUUCGGCCAUCGACGACAAUGAAGCUAGGGGAGAGAGUACCCGGGGUGGCGGCGCUGCUUCUCCUCGCUGCCGCGUGCUCCGUUGGGGCCGGUGAAGUGUUGGUGACGUGCGGAAGCGUGAUCAAGCUCAGGCACGACACGACCCGCUUCCACCUGCACUCGCACGUCAUCAAGUGGGGCGGCGGUAGCGGGCAGCAGAGCGUGACGGGGCACGGCGGCGAGGACGACCAGGGCUCCAUGUGGAUCGUUAAGGAGGGCGACGGAGCGCUGCCGUGCGAGGUGGGACAGCCCGUUGCGUGCGGCAGCGUGGUGCGGCUAGAGCACGUCUCCACCGGGAGGAACCUGCACUCUCACAACUUCAAGUCUCCGCUAACGCGUGGCCAGGAGGUCAGUGCGUUCGGAGACAGUGGCGAGGGGGAUGCCGGAGACUCGUGGGAGGUUACGUGCGUUCACAAGGGCAGCGAAACCUGGGCACGAGACGAGUCCGUCAGGCUCAAGCACGUCUCCACCAGCAACUCGACUCGGCUUGCUGAAGCCAUG